This is a messenger RNA of Diaporthe citri, 1929 nucleotides long. RefSeq lists its product as uncharacterized. Gene Ontology annotation, biological process: polysaccharide biosynthetic process. NCBI's taxonomy places the organism in Eukaryota, Fungi, Ascomycota, Sordariomycetes, Diaporthales, Diaporthaceae. The transcript has a single exon. The coding region runs from base 1 to 1929 and encodes 642 amino acids. The record is from RefSeq and is a predicted model, not a curated record. Gene Ontology annotation, cellular component: membrane. Gene Ontology annotation, molecular function: acyltransferase activity, transferring groups other than amino-acyl groups.
AUGUUAAGCAACCUCUGGGGCGGACCUGCCCCGCAGCAGCGAGGGGAGCAGCUGCUGCCCCAGACACGCGCCGGGGCCGAGGACCCCGGCGAGCACAAGGACGGCGACGAGAAGCCCCUGGACCCGGGAAAGCAGAGGGACAAGAUCAAGUGCCUCGACGGGCUCCGGGGCGUCGCGUGCUUCCUCGUCUUCAACUACCACUUCCUGUGGCCAUGGACGCCGCUGAUCAUGCUGGGGUACGGGGCAAGGCCGCCGUUCUCACCCGAGCCGUUCACCGAGUGGGCAUCGCUGCCCAUCGUGUGCCUCCUGCACAGGGGGCGACCCAUGGUGGCUAUUUUCUUCGCCAUAUCUGGCUACGUGCUCUGCAGGCACAUGUUGAGGUCGAUGUACCAGGGGCGGCUUGACGACACGCGCAAGAGGCUCGGGUCCGCGGUGUUCCGGCGCAUAUUUCGCCUGUACAUCCCGCCGUCCAUCAGCAUGUUCAUCGUGGCCUUACUGGUGCAGAUGGGCGCGUUCAAGUCCGAGGAUGCUAUCUACAAGGGCAGCGACUCGAUCUGGAUCAACGGGACCGUGACACAGGGUUUCUUCAACGAGACGUGCAUGACCAACGACACUAUUGCGGUAAUGGGCACCGAGGGAGUAGCUGGUGCGUUGGGCUUGCAGACCCCAUCUUACCUCAACAGCUCGAUCCAUUGGAACGACACGCUGUGCCUCAACUCCACGUCGACACUAUACGGCGCGGCCGCCAUCUACGCCCCGGAGAACCAGAUCCAGGUGAAAAAGCCAAAGAGGAUGCUGAACGGCACGCUGGGGCUCAACGAGACGCUGCAUUUCAACGAGACCGAGGGCUUCAACGAGACCCAGGAGAGCAGCACCUGGAAGGACAAGGGCACGCUGCGCGGGCUGUACAGCUACCUGGGGUACCACGCGGACGGCUCCCAGUUCGAGGUGCCUUACCUCAACUCGAGCUUCGACUUCGACUUCGGCCUGAACGCCACCAACACCACGCAGAACUUCACGUGGAUGCAGCUGGGUGGCAUGUGGGAGGAGCACCCGGUCAUCCACCCUCACAUCUUCAAGGCUCUCGCCAACUUCACGGUUGUGUACACGGAAUGGGCAAACCCCUUCAACUUUAAUCAUUACCACCCGCGCUACGACCCGCACACAUACACCAUACCGAUGGAACUCCGCGGCUCGAUGGUGCUCUACACCUUCCUGCUGGGCACGGCGGCACUCAAGGCAAAGUGGAGACUCGGCACGGCGGCGGUCCUCUCCCUCUACGCCCUGACCCUGGGCCGGUGGGACAUCGGCACCUUCGUGGGCGGGAUGGUGCUCUCCGAGGUCGACGUGCUCCGCUCCUCCGACCCCAGCGAGGUAGGGCCCGAGGACCGCGCCCUCCUGUACGCCCUGGGCGGCGGCAAGGGGGCCGCCAGGGGCGCCUGGCAGAAGAUGUCGCCGCUCAAGGCCAGGGCCCUCCGCUGGUCGCUGAUCUUCGUCGCGCUCUGGUUCCUCUCGUACCCGGACGCCGCCGCCGAGUACACGCCCGGGUUCAAAUGGCUCGCCUGGCUGGCGCCGCGCUACUACCACCCGAUAUCCAAGUGGAUGUUCUACCAGGCCGCCGGCGCGCUGCUGCUCAUCCCCUGCGUGCUCCGCAGCCCCACGCUGAGGAACCUGCUCGAGGGCUCGGUGGCGCAGUACCUGGGCAAGGUCAGCUUCUCCUUCUACCUGGUCCACGGGCCGGUCCUCCACUGCCUCGGGUUCUGGAUCAUGCCGCGGCUGUUCGAGCUGUUCGGCAGGCCGGUGGGGUACGUGAUGGGGUGGUUCAUGCUCCUGAGCGCGACGCUAAAGCUGGUUUCGUACUGGCAGGUGAUCGAUAACUGGAGCGUCACCGUGGGGAGGAGGGUGGAAGCGGUGUUGGUCCGGUCGUGA